Oryzias latipes (Japanese medaka) is the source of this 3609-nucleotide messenger RNA. RefSeq names its product G2/M phase-specific E3 ubiquitin-protein ligase. Gene Ontology annotation, biological process: Golgi organization; protein polyubiquitination; ubiquitin-dependent protein catabolic process. The record is from RefSeq and is a predicted model, not a curated record. Gene Ontology annotation, molecular function: ubiquitin protein ligase activity. Lineage: Eukaryota; Metazoa; Chordata; Actinopteri; Beloniformes; Adrianichthyidae. Gene Ontology annotation, cellular component: cytoplasm; Golgi membrane; nucleus.
UUUAAAAUAAAGUAAAUAAUGUUUUCUUUUAAAGGAGGAUGAAACAGGCUGCAGCAGUGAGGAUGACAAAGAUGCUGAAAGCACAUUUUCCCCAAGGGAUCUGAACUCGUCUUCUCAAGGCCAACCCUCAAAUCCAACUUGGGACAGUUUUAGUAGUUUGGCGGCUGCCUUUACACAAGAUUGUACCACUGUGGUACAAUCAGAUGUACAAUCAGAUGUCCCCAGUCAACACUGUUUCCUUACCGGCAAGCUGUAUUUCCAAUGCUCGGCUUUCUACCUGCUCUUCAGAAGGAACAUCUGGACCGUCGGCUAAUUACAGUAGUUACCUGACAGUGGUUGCUGGUCUAUCUGAUGUAUCUUCUGAUGACGAAGAACUAAAUAAAGCCAUUCUAGCAAGCCUGCAAACUGAAAGCUGUCCCCCUACAUGUUCUGUUCCAGUAAAAGAUCUUCUGCAAGACUUGGCGAAACAGAUAAACCAUCUUAAGAAUUCUAAGUUCAAUAUUAACCGAAACACAGUGCUUGAUGGAGCCAUCAGAGGUUUUAAAAGAGGAACAUACGAUCCAUGUAACACCAUAUCUGUCAGGUUCUCUGAUGAUAUGGGUGUACACGAAGAGGCUGUUGACCUAGGAGGUCCAAGAAGAGAAUUUCUAAGACUUUUAAUAGAAGCUCUGCCCCAAUCUCAAAUGUUUGAAGGAGAAGAAGGUAGAAUGAACUUGGCUCUUAACAGCACUGCUAUGAGAGAAGACAGAUACUUCAUUGCAGGCAGAACCAUUGCAGUGAGCCUGGUACACGGAGGCCCCCCUGCUGGUUUUCUGUCUCCAACUCUUUUUGCUAGCCUUGUUCAUGGCCCAGAAUGUUCCAAGCCAACUUUGGAGGAUGUUGCAGAUAGAGACUUGCAAGCAAAGAUUAAAAAGAUUGCAGAGUGUCAAACAGUAGAAGAUCUACUCAAAGCAAGUGAUCAACUGGAAGAUUACUUGGCCAAUGCUGGUUGCCUGAGACACCUACAGAGGUUGGAGGACAAGGAUCUGCUUCUUGCGGACAUUUUGAUGUUCCAGGUGGUACACAGGGUUCGUAGACCCUUUGAGAGAUUCCGGGAUGGGCUGAAAACACUUGGUGUCUUGGAAAAAAUCCAGUCCUACCCUGACAGUUUUCUUCCAAUUCUGUGUUGGUCACCAACAACCUUCACUGCGGACAUUGUUGAGAGCCUGUUCACAAUCAAACUGUCUCCUGUUGGGAGUAGUAAAAGGCAUGCAGAGGAAGUAGUUAUUCCUUUUUGGAGGGACUACUUGGCUGAUGCAGUAGACCAAGAGGGAACACAUAAACUAGGAACCAUUCUUUCCUUCGCCACAGGAGCCAGUUCCAUUCCACCAAUUGGUUUUAACCCACACCCGUUCAUUGAAUUUCUCCAUGACAAAAAUGAGUCAGGAGUCCCUCAUCGAUUCCCCAUUGCAAAUACCUGCAUAAACUGCUUGAAAUUACCACUGCAUACAACAUACACAACAUUUCAGGAAGAUAUGGACUUUGCAUUUGGCAACACCCAUGGGUUUGGUAUGGCUUAGUUUGCAUGCUAGCCCUAAAGUGCAUUAUGUUUUUUUUCCUAAAUUAGUUGAUCUUAUUGUUCUUGGCAAGACAGUUAAGAUGUAAGUGUUGAAAUUUUGCAAUGAAUGGUUUUAAAUUAGCCCUGAAGUUACCUUUUUACCAUGAUCCGUUUAAAUGCUGCUAUUGUUACGGAUCAUUGUGAAUAAUAUCUAGUAAAGAAAAAUUAAAGAUUCUCCACUUUUUUUUCCAAUAAUUAAGAUUUUUUUUUAUUCUAAAUUUGCAUGAAUUUUUUUUUUUCAUGUUUUUUCUUUUCCAGAACCUCCAAAAUGGAGCUUAUCUCUGGCCUCUUGUGCCCAAUCAGGGCAAUAGUUGCUUCUCCACACCCAGAGAGUGGAUAGUCGAUCAAGUCAAUGCAGAAGCGCAUUGUAGAGAGACUUGAUCUUCUCUCUCCAUUCUUCGGGUGUGGUGGAGAACAUGGCGCUGCCUGCUAUCACCAUGAUGGGGGACCAGAAUUGGGUUAGGGCUCUAUUCUGGAGGUGCUGUCAGGGAUAGCAUUGGUGAGGGGCAGUGUGUUUUAAAUUACUAUUGACUGAUGAUAAUAAAAAAACAACUUUAAGUUAAGUUUAAGAUCAAAUCUGGUGAAACAAAGUUUUCCACCAUACUUUCUCCUGUUGUAUUCUUGUUUUGUUUUUUUGCACUUCAUGAUAUAAUUUGUAUGAUAAAAAGGUACCUUAUCUUCAGCAUUCUACUCUAAACAAUUUAAUGCAAGUUUAUUGGGAUGGGAACUCAUGAGAAAUUCAGUCUGUUCUUACCAGGUUAUAUUUUAAAAGAUAUGGUUUUUUUUUUGGAAAAGUUACCUUUAUUCUUAACAAUUUUCCCGUGCUCUAAAGUCAAAACUGGAAUUUUUUUGUGCAUGCUGCAAAAAUAACAGAAUCUGCAUUUUUCUUUUAGACAGCACAUUAUGUUUAAUGUUCAAAAACAAUAACACAGAGCUGGAGUAACUAAAAAGAACAAGUGGGGUAGUUUUCCUGAAAGACUACAUUUGGACACCCCAGUUGUAUUUAUGCAUUAAACCCAUUUUGUUAAAGUGAUUUAGUUGUUUCAUGGGUGUAACAUUUGAACAUGUCUGCGUUCUUAAAAACAAAACAAAAAACUCAAUAAAAAAAUGUAUUGAAUAAGUUGCAGAGUCCUUAAUAUUUUAAGUAUACCAUGGCACAAAAAAUAAGUGAUUUCUUAAGCAAUACACCGACAUUUUUGAAGAAAAAUGGAAGCACCAAUAUGAACUUAAAAGAAAUGACUCAAGAUUGUCUACCCUCUAGAAAACUCACAAGGCUGGAAAACAGAUCUAUGCCAUGGUUUUCAUCAUCUGCAAAUGGAUCAAAGGUCUGAUGAAGAUAAGCCAUUGUUGUGUCAUUUAUAUUGCUAAUAACUGAUGGAACAACAACAUUGUUAUUUGUUUGUAACUGGGCAACAGGCAUGCUAUCAUCAAUGAUGAGCUCACUAUCUACAUCACAAAUACCAUUAAGACUUGGGUUAUGACUUCCGGCAUUGUUCACUAUGCCUCGUUGCCAUAGCUGAAGAGGGGUUAACCCUCUCUCUGUUGAAAGACCAUGAUUAUUCCACUGAUCUCGGAAUUCUCUGACAGCCCUCUGAAUUCUUGGUAAGUAAAUGAAAUGAAGGCAAAACAAAUGCAACUCAUUCAGUGAAUCUAGUACACCGUGCUCCUCCAUAAAGUUGAAAAGAUUAACAUAAUGAAAUGAAACUACUCUAUUCAGCUCUGCCCACAAUCUCUCAAUUCGCUGGUUGUGCACCGACCUGCCAGUGAUAACACUAUGCCUGUUUAGUCCUCUUCUGUAAAGCAUAAAACGUGCAACACCAGUGUUUUCCAUUCCGUGAUCACAUCUGACUCUUGAUGGUAUUCCAAAGUUCUGAGUUCCAGAACGGAAUAAGUACAAAACGCUGGAAGCUCUGUUAUUGUCUAGACAUGCCAGGUAGACGAUGGUCCUACUGAAGCCGUCAACGCAGCCGUGGAACACCAUUCGCCAUCUGACGAGCUUGUGGUUUCCAUCU